AUGGAAAUGUUAGCAUUAAGAAACGAAGAAGCUAUCAAAGUGAAGUUCGAGAAAGAUAUCAAUUUCAAUACAUUCUAUAAGCCUUAUCAUGUUAGUACUAAUUCGGGUGCUACCGAAGAUGACGAAGAGUGUAUAGGCUUGAAGGUGGCAUUGUCAUGCAAAUAUCUAAUUUCGCAGAAUAAUUCUGAUACAGAAGAUGAAGUUGAGGACUUGGUGUUGUUAGAUAAACAAAGUCACGCAGUUUUGUUACCGAGAAAACCAGAAGUUGUAAUGUUGUUUUCUUCUUCUCCGCUUGUUGAUUCUAACCGCGAUUUAGCUGCAACGAAGCUGCAGAAAGUUUAUAAGAGUUACAGGAUUAGAAGAUAUCUAGCCGAUUUGGCUGUUGUUUGCGAGGAGCUCUGGUGGAAGGAUUCAGACUCUUCGGCUUUUCAAAGGUGUUUGAUUUCACAUUUCGAUUCUGAUAAAUCUGAAACCGCUAUUUCAAAAUGGGCAACAGCAAGAACAAUAGCUGCUAAGAUGGGAAGAGGAUUGUCCAAAGACGAUAAGGGGCAAAGAUUAGCUCGAAAACACUGGCUUGAAGCUAUUGAUCCUCGUCAUCGAUAUGGACACAACCUGCAUUUCUAUUAUGAUGUUUGGUUUCAAUGCCAAAGUUCUGAACCCUUUUUCUAUUGGUUGGAUAUCGGAGAUGGCAAAAAAGUAGAUAUCAACAAAUGUUCAAGGAAGAAAUUGCAGAGGCAAUGCAUAAAGUACCUUGGUCCUAUAGAAAGGGAAGCAUAUGAAGUAACUGUGGAAGGAGGGAAGCUUGUUUAUAAACAAAGCAAGAAUUUUGUACACACAACUGAGGGAUCUAAGUGGAUUUUUGUUCUUAGUUCAUCUCGAGUUUUGUAUGUUGGACAGAAGGAGAAAGGAAAAUUUCAACACUCAAGUUUUGUAGCUGGUGCCGCUACCAUUGCAUCUGGAAGAAUUGUUGCUCACAAUGGAGUACUUCAUGUUAUAUGGCCUUAUAGUGGUCAUUAUCGUCCAACCGAGAAGAAUUAUAUGGAGUUCAUUCACUUUUUGGAGGAACAUCAUGUGGAUAUGACAAAUGUAAAGAAACAUCCGGUUGAUGAUGAUAUUCCACCUCCUGUAAAACCUGUGGAUGAGGAGCUUCACUUUGAGCACAUAGAAAAUGUUGAAAAUAACAAGUCAAGCAAAUGGACAACUGGAGUUGCUCCUAAGAUUGGUUACGUGAGAGAGUUUCCAUCAAAACAUCAACUUCAAGCACUUGAAGAGCUCACUCCAACACCAAAAGCCAAUAGUGGAGCAUUUGAAGACAAAACUAUGAUUCCCUCUUUAAGGGCUAGUUCAGAAAUUCUUCUGUCACAUAGGCUUGAAAACAUGGAACUUAUCUAG
Messenger RNA from Lathyrus sativus (Indian pea), 1392 nucleotides. Lineage: Eukaryota; Viridiplantae; Streptophyta; Magnoliopsida; Fabales; Fabaceae. The record is from the annotation of a GenBank genome assembly.